Molecule: messenger RNA, 1914 nt
Organism: Debaryomyces fabryi
Lineage: Eukaryota; Fungi; Ascomycota; Pichiomycetes; Serinales; Debaryomycetaceae
Exons: 1
Coding region: 1-1914 (637 amino acids)
Source: RefSeq, a predicted model, not a curated record
AUGGCAUAUGCAUUGAAAAGGGGUCAGAAAAUAACAGGAAUAUCCAUUUCGAAACGAUUUGUUUCUUCCCCCGCUGUUAGCCUAAAUGACGAUAUCGUUAGUUCAUUUGAGUCUCACUCAACAGCCAAAACUAGCCGAAGUAUACCCAAUAACGCAUUAAAUACCUUGAGAAAUACACCAUCAAAGUUGUUUUUGGAGUCCUUAUCAGAAAGCUAUUUUGCUCCCACAUUUAAGUCGAAGACCAAAUUACCAAAAAAUGAAGUAAUUAAGAGGGAAUUAUGCAAAUUAGUUGAAUUAAGACAGUUUGAUACUUUGAUAGACUUAUUUUUGAAACUAACUUCUAGGGCUGAAAGCACACUGUGGAGUUCUAUAUUGACGAGCCUGGAACUCUCAUACUUUAUACGUGAUAUUAUCAAGCACCAAAUAAAAUUAAUUAAUCAAGCAGCAGAUCAUAAAAUUUCAUUGCGAUCGGACACUAAAAUUAAAGGUAAGCUUGCAGAGGCAAGAAGAUUUCGUGAUAAGAUAAGAAAACUCUAUGGGAACCUAAUAUACUCAGAUGGACAAUCUUCUAUAUACGCUGUGACUAUGAGAUCUGACUUAUACAAUUCCAAUGAUUUAACUGGAUAUAAAUUGUCGGUUACUGAUUACGAGAACUUAAUAAUGCUUGAAUUAUACAACAAAAAAAUUGAUUUGGCAUCGAAAUGGUUUCAGAGAUUUGAGCAGCAAUAUCCACAAGGCCAGCACUAUGAAUUAAUGACUUAUGACAUGUGGGUCCUCAAGUUUCAAGUAUAUUGUGGAGGCUCGCCAAUUUUAUGGAAAAUACCAGAAACAGAUUUGUAUGCAAAUUAUUAUAAUCCCCGUAAGAGUGCGUUUAAAGCAGAAACUUCAUGGUUGGAAGUAUUCACAGAGUAUUUAAAGAAUCAAGGAAAAAGUAGUAAUACAGCAGCAAUAAGCGACAAAUUAAAUGAAACGCUCAUUUAUUCGAUAGGAUAUGCAAGAAACCUUGAUUAUUUAACAAAAUACAUCGAAAGCGUUUGGGGUAUAACACCAGGUGGUAAUGUAUCCGAGAAUUUUGUUAUGUUAAAAAGUGAUGAUCCUAAAUUUCCAAGUUUGAAUACCUUGAAGGCAAUAGUUAUGUCAUUGUCCUACAAUGAAGAAUUUUUUCAGGCCAUGACCUACGUAAACGCAUUCCAAAAGAUUUAUGGAGAUUCUAUUGAUUUGUCCAGUGCAAAGGCUAAGAAUUUUUGGGAUAGCACAUUUAAAUGGUGUGACAUUUCAACCAAAUUCCAUGAAGAGAGGGCACUUUCCUAUUAUAUAAGGCAAACGACAGAUACCAGUACACGUAAGAAAAAAAAGCACAGUCUCAAGGAAGCUCAAGAGAAUGCUGACUUUGAUUAUGAAGGAUUCUUAUUGUUCAUUAAUGAGCUUAAGUCCAAGAGAUCGACGACUAUGAACAAGUUAUGGGACCUCCACAAAGAUACAAAUACUUUCUUCUCUCCAAAGUCAUAUAAAGUCUACUUGAAUUAUUUGCUUGAGGAUCAAACUGAAGAGAACUUUUAUGAUUUUAUGAGCUUGUUGGCCAAGCAAUAUCACUAUUAUCAUGUUUCGAAGGAUUCCUUCAACAAGAUGCAUUUGACAACUAACAGACUUAACGAUACCGACGAAAGUGUUUAUUCAUUAUAUAAUACGGCAUUGCGUGAAUUAAUUAAUGUCAAAUGGAAAAUGGGUUAUGCUGGCCAAUGCCAGCCAUUAAUCGAUGAAUGGGCAUUGGAUCAACAGAUGCACAAUAAUACGUCUCAGUGGUUUAAACAUACUAUAAUGCCACAAUAUAGGGAUAUGAUGGAAAAGAAAAGGGAAGAGGUUAUGAUUAAACAAAAGACUGAGGAUGAUGAAACGCUUUUAGACUUAUUUUAA